Aureobasidium vineae is the source of this 750-nucleotide messenger RNA. NCBI's taxonomy places the organism in Eukaryota, Fungi, Ascomycota, Dothideomycetes, Dothideales, Saccotheciaceae. The record is from the annotation of a GenBank genome assembly.
AUGUCAAGUACGGAGUUUACACCAGAGCAUCUCAAAGAGAUUUAUGACUUUGCGGUGCAGCUGGCCAAGGAUGCGGGACGCAUGUUGAUGGAUGGUGUGGAGGCCAGAUGCGGCAAUGACAGUGUUGCUGGCGUACAGCAGGAACAGGUCGAAAAGGACAGUUCUGUGGAUAUUGUAACGCAGACUGAUGAAGACGUGGAAGCCUUUGUCAAAGAACAAAUCACAAAAAAGUAUCCCAGUCACGACUUCAUCGGCGAGGAAACAUACUCCAAAGGCGCCUCAAAAGACUACCUCAUCACCACCGCACCAACCUGGUGCGUCGACNCCCUGGACGGAACCGUAAACUACACACACCUCUUUCCCAUGUUCUGCGUCUCCAUUGCCUUUAUCCUGGACUCUAAACCCACCAUCGGCGUCAUCUAUGCACCCUUUCUCAACCAAAUCUUUUCCGCUUGCAAAGGUCAAGGUGCUUGGUUGAAUGAAACUAGACGUCUGCCACUGGUGAGAAAUCCAGUGACUCCGAUGCCUGAGCAGGCGCCCAAGGGAUGUGUGUUUAGCUGUGAGUGGGGAAAGGACAGGAGGGACGUGGAAGAUGGCAAUCUGUAUAGAAAGAUUGAGAGUUUCCUAAACAUGGCGGGAGAGAUUGGGGGAAGAGGGGGUAAGGGUGGUAUGGUACAUGGCGUGAGGAGUCUUGGAAGGUACGUUUCCCAUUUUCUUCGUGUUUUGGAAACGAUUACUGACAACGCGUAA